Chironomus riparius is the source of this 734-nucleotide messenger RNA. The record is from the annotation of a GenBank genome assembly. Lineage: Eukaryota; Metazoa; Arthropoda; Insecta; Diptera; Chironomidae.
UUGAAACUUUCUCGUUCAUAUUUUGCUCCAAAAAAUCUGUAAAAAUCGAAAAUUAUUCAAAUUCACCUUAAUUAAGCUACUUUUAACAAUGUCUAACCAAAGCAUACAAUCGGAAAACAAGCCUAAUAACGAUGAGCCAGUUGGGAAUAAAGGAAGUGCUGUCGCUAAAAGAUUACAAAAGGAACUAAUGGCACUCAUGAUGAGCUCUGAAAAGUCAGUAUCUGCAUUUCCUGAAGAUUCUAAUUUCUUUAGGUGGAAGGCAACGAUCGUUGGUCCAAAAGAAACACCAUAUGAAAAUCAGAAGUAUCGUCUAUCGAUUGAAUUUCCUAAUAAUUAUCCGUACACAGCACCAACAUGUAAAUUUACUACUCCUUGUUUUCAUCCAAACAUUGACAUUUCAACUGGAAUGCUCUGCCUGGAUAUAUUAAAAGAGAAGUGGUCAGCACUGUAUGAUGUUAGAACAAUUUUACUGUCUAUCCAAAGUCUAUUAAGCGAACCUAAUAACGAUUCACCACUUAAUAGUAAUGCAGCCAGCUUAUGGGAUAAAAAGGCAGAGUACAAAAAGUAUCUUGAUCAGUUCUAUGAAAAGAACAAGGAUACAUGAUUAGAUAAAAAAGAGACUAAUUAAUAUAAUAAGCUAGCAUCAAAAUCCUUUAAUCUCUGUCUAAGCUUUUAUUUGAUUGAUAUUUUGUUUCUUCUUUUUGCCUUUUUCUUAUAACUUACUCACAUCGCUU